UACUACCAUGUCUCCUCGAGCGGGUGCAAGAACUGCCAUAUCAGGAACCAGUUGUGGAUCUACAUCUAGUGGCAUUCAUUCACAAGCAAAACCAGACGAAUGGCCAGAGUGGGAAGAAUUGCUGGAGAGGGAUAUAUUCAAAUUGAAAUGCAGGAGGAACACAAUCGGACCUACCCAGAAUUUGGCAAUAAAUGUGGAUACUCAGAGGCUUGGAGCAACUGGACAGAUUCCGCCAAGAGAAAAGAUUGAAAAGCAAUUCUCCCUGGAACACCUUCAGAGGCUACAAGCUGCAUUCGAGAAAUCUGAAAAGGCCGGCAGAAAAUCCCUGGAUGUGGGAGCAUUCACGAGGAUAGUGAAGAAAUGUGUGGGAUCUCAUGGAAUAAGGGAAGACCAAAUAGGAGAACUCUUCAGGAAAGUUGACUAUUCUGCAAGUGGUCAGAUUGCCUGGGAUGAAUUCUGUAACUACAUGCAACUGGAGUACACACGGAUCACUGAGUCCUACACACAAUCAAAACAAGUUGCCUUCUUGCUUCCUGCAAGCAUCAGUGAGAACUUUCAUGGAGAACCGAUCAUAUACAUCUACCCUACAUCUGAUAAUUCCUUCAUCGUGGUCAGAGAGGAUGGGACCAUCUCUUUCUGGUCAGCCCAGCUAGAGCUGAAGCUAAGCAAGAAAGCUUUUGAGCAGCCAUGUAACAGGAAGUCCAAAUGGAUAACAGGUUUUACUCUGAUGCCUCAGUAUAAUAAGUUCAUCCUAAGCACUGGAGAUCGAGAAAUUCAGAUUUAUGAGCUGUCUACCUUUGCACCAUAUUGUCAGAUCAAUGGUUUGGAGAUUGCACCACUGCAACUAGACUACUGUUGUACAGGUGAAGAUGAUUGCAUGAUUCUAUAUGGAGAUGACCAGGGCUGUGUAAAUAUUUUACUCCUGUCAUCUGUAGCAGCAACUUUGAGGAUGUGGAAAAGGUGCCCUAAAGUGGACGAUAUGUCCAGUAUCAGUUUAGAGAAUGCUGCGCUGUUAUCAAAUGUGACUUACAUUCGCUGGAAGGUACAUGAAGAUUGGGUAACUCAGCUGAAGUAUUAUGAUUCAAUCCAAGCAGUUAUCUCCACCUCAAACCAUGAGGCUACAGCAAUGGUUAUAGGGUGCACCACUGGAACCACUAACCUGGAACAAGAGAUGAAGGAAUUGAAGGAGUCUUGGAAAGAGGGAAAGCGGAAAAAGAGUCACAGCUCUGCUGUCGUUCCUCAAAAAAGGCUAGACUGUGAUCAGUCUGUAUUUCAAGUCUACAAAGGUGUAAAAACCUUUGAUUUCUGUAAAAAAUCCAAACUGGUGGUGACUGGAGGGCUGGACAGGAUUGUGAGAUUGUGGAACCCUUAUAUUCCUGGGAAACCCACUGGUGUGAUGAGAGGUCACUGUGCUCCAAUCUUCUUCGUGUGCAUCGAUACUGCUGAGAAAAAAAUAUUUUCCAUCUCCAUUGAUAAUACUGUGAAGAUCUGGGACAUUGAGGAUCAAUGCUGCCUGGUCACAGUCAAUGCAAAAGCCAGUGGAAUCAGAGGAGACCUUGCAACGUGUUGUUAUGCACCUGGGAUAAAAGCACUCUUCAUUGCUACAGAUUCCAUUGCUCUUCUGCGUGUAAGGCUGAAACCCAAACCUGAUUCCAAUCUCCUUGCCUCCCACAAAGAGCCAGUUUUGUGUUGCAGAUAUAACAAAGAGUUUCAACAAGUGGUCAGCUGUUCAGAAGGAUCUAAGGUCAAAGUCUGGGACUUGGAUACAGGAAGCCUAAUGUUUGAGUUCAGUGAGGCUCACAAAGAUUCUGCCAUUAGCUGCAUGACCUUUGAUGACAGUGGAAGGAGACUAAUAACUGGAGGGAGAGAUGGAUGUUUGAAGAUCUGGAAUUACAAUAAUGGCCAAUGUCUCAGAACAUUAAAGAAAGUUGGCAAGUGUGCUGAAAUCAGUGAUUGUGCGUAUGUAGAGAUACACAAAAGGAAAUACGUGAUUGCUGUUGGAUGGGAUCGAAGAAUUAACAUAUAUUAUGAUUCUUUCGCUGACCUUAACCACAUUCAGCGUCCUCACACACAUUGGGAGGAUGAUCUGAAACAUGGGCACAAGGAUGAUAUUCUGUGUGUUGCUCAGUGUCCUCCCACUCUCCUCGCCACCUCUAGCCAUGAUGGGGAAAUAAUUGUGUGGAGAAUGAUCUCUGGACACAUCUGUUGCCGUCUUCAGACUCCCUUACCUGUCGACUGCAAAGAUAGAGAAGCAUUUGUAGAUAACGUUGUGUUCCUGAAGACUCGUGUGCUGAAGACUGAAUUUGCAGCUUGCCUUGUUUCUACAGGGCCCCAAGGUUUGAUUUUUUUCUGGAACCUGCUUAAUGGUGGACAGAUGGCAGCCUCUUUCACUGCAACUAAAGUACAAUCUUCAAUAACUAAACUGGCCGUAACUGAAGAUGAUUCUCUACUUUACGCUGCCAGUCACAUGGGAUUUAUUUAUGUUUACAACAUCAAGGAUUAUGCUCUGAUUGGACCAGAAGUUGAUCCACCAAAAACUAUUAACUAUUGGAGGGCCCAUAUAAGCAGUGUUACAAGCAUGCAGCUGAUAGAUGAGCAAAAGCUGAUAUUGACCUCUUCUGCUGAUUGCACUGUACGAUUGUGGAGCAUGGAUGCGGCAUUUAUUGGUACGUUUGGGCAGCCAGAACUUUGGCAAAUUUGUGCCCCAGCAUCUUGGAAGCACCCAAUGGUCCCCUAUGAGAUUCUGAUCGACCCGUUCAGCAUGCCUGUUCACCCACUAAUGGAGACGGGGAUGUCUGCAGCACAGAUAACUAAUUCGAGCAAAUGUGAAGAAAAUAAAAAAGCUACAGAGAGAAAGACUAUGCUAUACCUUCAAUAUAAAUCUUCAGGCCAAUCUUCACAAUUGGCCACUUCAGACGCAGACAUCAAAGAGGAAAUCAGAAAAAGGACAAAGCAGAACACCCUGGGCAAAAGACUUCGACAUGAAAGAUUCAGGAGCUUGAAUAAACCACUGAACCACGGAGGACCCACUGCUUAUCAUACCUUAAAGUGUUUUGAAAUUGCCAAUACCCCAAUUGUAUUUAAGAAGCCUGAUCUAUCAGCAGCAAGCAUGGACCCAUUCCUCACUACUUUCCUUGAGAAGGACACUAAUAGUCUUUGAUCUCAGGCAAUAUAUCCAACUUGUUUUUGUCUCAGUUUUGAAUUUUUCAUGAUAUGUUAAUGUACACACGAUAUAAGUUAAUGACACUGUUUCUUCAAAAUUUAAACUAGUCACCCUAUGGUUUCUGUGGGGUUUGGCACUUGGCCUUCGUGUGAAUAAAUGGAUAGUCCUUUGAACCAAAUCAUCAUAUUCAGUACGUACAGCGAGAAGGGAAAUUGCAGGUCACCAACUAUGGAUUCUGUUUGGAGGAUUCUUUACUUUUACUUGUUGAUCACAGCAUGUAAGUUUUUGAUUUUAAUAUUUGGUGUUUUGUGUAUGGCUUCAAUAAAGAAUUGAGAUUGCAA
Messenger RNA from Callorhinchus milii (elephant shark), 3504 nucleotides. It is a transcript of the gene wdr95, whose product is annotated as WD40 repeat domain 95. Bases 8 to 3160 code for a protein of 1050 amino acids. Lineage: Eukaryota; Metazoa; Chordata; Chondrichthyes; Chimaeriformes; Callorhinchidae. The record is from RefSeq and is a predicted model, not a curated record. The transcript has 29 exons. Gene Ontology annotation, molecular function: protein binding; calcium ion binding.